Molecule: messenger RNA, 4187 nt
Organism: Tigriopus californicus
Lineage: Eukaryota; Metazoa; Arthropoda; Copepoda; Harpacticoida; Harpacticidae
Exons: 9
Coding region: 1574-3250 (558 amino acids)
Biological process (GO): regulation of DNA-templated transcription
Molecular function (GO): protein binding
Source: RefSeq, a predicted model, not a curated record
GAGGCAAAUCGAAUGGCGAUUUACUCCCGGAGGUUCUUUUCUUCUACGCCAACUUCAUCCUCCUCUUUGUCUCAAAUCUUCGCGUUUGGGCCUCAUUUCCGUCUUGGUCAUCAUCUUAAAAAGCCAAACACAAAUGGAUGAGCAUGCAUCAUGAUGGCCAACAUUCAUAGGUCAAAGUGGUGACGCCAGGGGACGGAGGAGAUGGUUCGAAACUCGUUUCUGUCGCUCGCUACUAGCAAUACUACUACCACUACUAUUAGCACUAGUAUUACUAGUGGGCUCUUUUUCCGCCUCAUUCGUUUCGUCCAAACAAAGUAACGUUUGAACUGCUCAACUCGUUUCGUCGUUUCGUCGUCGUGGCUGUUCUUCCUUGUUCAUCACCGAGUUUGAAUGAAUGUACGAUAAGAUGGCGUUUACCGACCAUUCUCAUAGUCCAGCAGAAUAACUUCCCCAUAUUGCUCUUGGAUAGAAAUUGCGAUAUGUUGGUGGCAGAUUGGUGAAUAUUAUCAUAUGUACAGUAUAUGUUUCGGACAGCAAAGAUGUACGGUGAAUUUGUCAGGUGAACUUGUCAUGGAUACUUUUGUCAAUGUCUCGAACCCGCAAACAUUUGUCUGUCUCUGUUCUUUGAGCGAGGAGUGCUGGGCGAUACAAAUGGAAAACAGUUGUAUCCAGAAACAACGGCAGCACCGUCACACAUCAUUGAAAAGCCUCGUUUAGAGGCGCUUUGAAUGCCUAUCGCGAAUUCCGUGAGGGGUGCCAUUUGUGGUUGCAAAUGCAAUCGGAAUGGUAUGAUGGGAUUGGAUGCUCGUCGUCGUUUUCCUUAUCCGAUAUCCAUGACUAGUCUGUCUGUCAGAGACGCAGAAGACGAAGAAGCCCAUGAAGAAGACCAUGAAGAAGAUGGAGGAAGAGACCAUGACCACGGACGGAGCGAGAAGAAGCUAAACUCGAUUUUGAAGUGCUAAAGAUGUUGCCGCCACGACCAACGGAUGUUUCCGGGUUUUCGUAAUCCACAAAUCUGUGCCGCUCAAACUGCACUGACCGAAUUCGGCCGAUGUCAGUUAAUACCUGUAGGAGCGGAGAUGCUCAGAGGGGCGUAAUACCACUGGAUUCCCAGGAAUGGUUAUUUUUUUGGGUGAUCAGAAACGUCCUUAAUGGCUUGGGGAGGGGGAAAUCCACUCAGCUUUGGGGGUCGAAUUCUUUCUCACAGUGCACAACUAGUCUGGAAUCCGGUUUUCUUGGGACGUGGUUGAGUUACGCGUGAAAUGUGGCAUGUUCUCCUAUUAAGUAGGCUAGGCUAAAGGGCCAUGACCAGUUUCAAAGUGCAUCAUGGGUUGAGGCUCCUCGUUAUCCAUACUCAACAAUGCUGAUUAAAGAUCGUUGUAAUGUUGAAGAAGCCCAGGGCUCCGACAACGGAAGGUGAAGAUGAUGCGAAACAAGGACAGUUACGGUCAAAACCAGAGGCUAAAGAGUCUAUGAACGGCGGCAUUGGUCAGCCUGGACACCAGAUCCAAUGGAGAAGAAGAGCUCAAAGCUCAAAGUGAGUGCAUAUCUACGUACGUAGAUAGACGGAAAGAUGGACGUAGGAGCAACGCUCAGGAUUGGCUGUUCAAUGGGACAGUCGGCAUGGCUUUUUCACACAAUCCAAGCACUCGAGGAAAUACCGAAAGAGACGAAAAUUGGAUGGAAGAAUCUUCCUAGAAUCCUACCCCAAGUGACGGAUAGACGGAUGGACGGAUGGAUAGAUGGUUGGAAGGAUGGCGGAUGGGCAGAAAAACUUGUUGAAGUUCCUCAUGUCAGGGCUUUGGGCAAUUGUCCAAUUUGUCCUCGGCGAAAGGUGACCGGAUUGAUGCUUCACUGUCCCUUUUCACGAUACUUUUACACAAUGGUUAAAAUGCCUUAUCAAGUUUUGACGGAAAGGAUCGAACAUAGAUUGGCAUUUCCAGCCUGCAAAAUGGAUCACAUCCAAGAGGUUCAAGACAAAUGGGAAUCGAUUGAUGAUGAGAUUUGGGCCAAGAUCAUAGUCCUGGAACGGAACCGUCGGGUGGCCAAGGCCUAUGCCCGUGCUCCCGUUCUCACCGUGAACGGCUCAGAUGACGGAUUUGACGGUUUCCGCAUCGGUGUGUCGGGUUUCGAUAAUCCCAUGCGAGAUGCGACCACCCUCGAUAUCAUCGCCCGCAUUGGACAGGGCUUCAAAUUGAAAAUGGACGAUGUGGGGAACAUCCUGAUCAAACGGAUCUCCAAGGGGGGUGUUCGGGUCAAGAACACAAACGAGGAGAGUGCGGUCAGCAACGAUAUCCUGAAGUUGCCGGCAGGAUUGCUGGAAAGUGAUAAGCCAUUUAAGGUUUUUGACAUGAAGAAAUUCCAACAGAACAUGAACAGAGAGCUGAAACGUCCAUACCCCGACCGUCGCAAAUUGGAGGCGCAAUGCAUCAGUGUGAUUUCAUUUGGACACUCCAAUGAGGCCGAGAUCUUGCACACACCCAUCUGGAUCCUAAUUAUCAACAUUGUCGCGAUUGAAAUGCUCAGAUCAAAGCUUCCGCCUGCUCCUCGCAUGCGACCCCGCUCAAUGGAGCCCCGGUCAUUGAUGACCAUCUCCACCAACCAUGCUGCUACUCGACCAUUUGGAUCCGGAUCCAGUGAUGAAGAUCCCUAUUCGGUGGCAGGAUCAGGAUCCAGCGGAUCCAGUGGCGGCAAUGGGAAUCGCUCUCGAUCCAGGGACAAGCCACCUAAGUUGCCCCCACGAGAUACAGCUAUCUACGGGCCCAGUUUGUGGGCCAAGCCCGGAGAAACCAUGAAGAACGCCAAGAACUUGGACAAGCGUGGUGAUGAUCCGUACUAUUGCGGCCUCCGAGCCAGAAUCCCCAACUUCGUCAAAUCGAAAACCGGUGGCGGCACGAAGAGCAAAUCCAGCAAGAAGUCUUCCACGGACAAGAACCGCAGCCAUUCGGAAGGACCCUUGUCUCUGCCGCCCCAGAUUCCAUCCCAUCCGUUCUGGUGGCACUCGAGGCUCUACAAUGACUCGGUUGGGCCCAUGAGUCUCGCUUCCAAUGAUCAUCAGACCAGCACCACUGGAUCCACAUCGAUUUCCAAUGGGACCAACUUCAAAAGGAAUCCAACCAAUUUUGUGCCAUACAUUACAGAUUCCUCUGACUCCGAUUACUCCCACAUUUAUGGUAGAUUACCAAUCCCAACUCGUUCUGGUGUUCGGAAAUUUCCAGCCAAGCCGCUGUUUCUGAGCCAAUGGGAGUGAGGACUACGAAGAGGCCGAGGAUUUGUCCUACUGAAAAAUGGCCUCAUUCUCUUUCUGGGCCUUGCGUUGACCCGUUGCUUCAGCAAACAUCGAACAGAAGUACCACCCAUCCUCAGCCUGACUAGAGAGCCCAAUUCUAUACAAAGUAUCGUCGUACCAAGGGUCCUUUAAUCAUAUCCUGCUCAGAUUGUAAACUAAGGAAAUAACAAGACGACGAAGAAGAUGAUGAGCCAGGAUGCGUCUUGCCCUAGUCAAACAGGCGUGUGCUCAAAACUUAAAACAAGCCUACGAACUCGUGUUCUGGAAGUGGGAUGAUCCUGUUGAAAUUUUCUUCGUCUAUUGCCCUCUUUUCAUUCGUCACAUCAGCUUGUUAGCGAGGUGAUGCUCCAUCCCCCUUCCCCCCGUUCUGCCACUCAAUCGCCACUCCAUUCUAUCUUGAAAUCGUAGGUCAUCUUCGAGAUUCAACUCCUCCCUCCUCAUUCUUUUUUUUCCUUUUAUCCCUCCUUUUGUACAUACUUCAUGAUGAUGAUAAUGAUGCUAAACAGAAAUCACCUUCUAUUAUUUAUUAUUCUGACCUUUAGUGGGUUUGGUCCCUCCUUUUUGUCUUCUGUUCCCCUCACGCCCUAAGUUCACUUCCCCUGAUCACCUGCUUCAUAGAGGGCGGUGCUCAAGAUUGUUGGCCCGGUUCUAUUCUUGUUACUGCUUUGUAUGUACUACUGUUUCAAUCACUUAUCCCAUACCCUUUCCUUUACCCUCUUGUUCUUCCUCGGUCUUUUAUUUUCUUUCAUCCCCUUAUUAGCCGAGGAAUGAGCUCUCACGUGACGUGUGGUGGUCACUUAUUUUAUGGUGAGCUUAGCGCUCCUCGUGUCUACCCUUUCCUCAUAAAAGAAAACAAUAUAUAAAGUCAUAUAAAUACAUCGCCAACAUCCGAAUUUCA